GGAGCCCCGCCGCCGCCGGCAUGGCCCCCGCCGCCGGCACGACCCCCGCCGCGCUGCCGCCGCCGCCGCCGCCGCCGCUGCUGCUGCUGCUGCUGCUGCUGCUGCUCGCGGGGCGGCCGCUGCUCGCGGGGCCGGGGCAGGGCGCGGGCACCUGGGCGCGCUUCGCCCGCCUGCCCUACCCGGAGGACCAGCUCUUCCUGCACGACACCUUCCCCGAGGGCUUCCUCUGGGGCGCCGGCAGCGCCGCGUACCAGACCGAGGGCGGCUGGCGGCAGGGCGGCAAGGGCGCCUCCGUCUGGGACACCUUCGCCCACCGCCCGGCCGCGCCGCCGGGGCCCCGGCCGCCCCCAGCCCCGCAGCCCGCCGGCGGCGACGUGGCCAGCGACAGCUACAACAACGUGUUCCGCGACGCCGAGGGGCUGCGGCGCCUGGGGGUCUCCCACUACCGCUUCUCGCUGGCCUGGGCCCGCCUGCUGCCCAACGGCACGGCGCCCCUCAACCCCGCCGGGCUGGCCUACUACGGCCGGCUGCUGGGCCGCCUGCGGGAGCUGGGCGUGGAGCCCGUGGUCACCCUCUACCACUGGGACCUGCCGCAGCGCCUGCAGGAUGCCUACGGCGGCUGGGCCAGCCCCGCGCUGCCCGCGCUCUUCCGCGACUACGCCGAGCUCUGCUUCCGCCACUUCGGCGGGCAGGUGCGCUACUGGCUCACCAUGGACAACCCCUACGUGGUGGCCUGGCACGGCUACGGCACGGGGCGGCUGCCGCCGGGCGUGCGGGGCGGCCCGCGGCUGGGCUACCGGGCGGCGCACCACCUGCUGCAGGCCCAUGCUAAAGUCUGGCAUCUCUACAAUGAUCAUUUUCGUCCAACUCAAAGAGGAAAAGUGUCCAUUGCCCUUAGCUCCCACUGGAUAAAACCUCAAAAUAUGACUGAAAAAAAUAUAAAAGAAUGUCAAAAAUCCCUUGAUUUUGUGCUUGGAUGGUUUGCUAAGCCCAUAUUUAUUGAUGGUGACUAUCCAGAGAGCAUGAGGAGUAACCUCUCAUCUCUGCUGCCUGAAUUCAGUGAAGCUGAGAAGAAGUACAUCAAGGGAACAGCUGACUUUUUUGCUCUUUCUUUUGGAGCAACCCUGAGUUUCCAGCUCUUGGACUCUCACAUGAAAUUCCAGCAGUUGGAAUCAAUAAGCCUGAGACAGCUUCUUUACUGGAUAAGCAGUGAAUAUAACAACCCCAAAAUAUUCAUUGUGGAAAACAGCUGGUUUGUUUCUGGUAGCACCAAGAGAGAUGAUGCCAAAUAUAUUUAUUAUCUCAAAAAGUUCAUUAUGGAAACUUUAAAAGCCAUCCGGUACGAUGGAGUUAAUGUGUUUGGAUACACAGUGUGGUCCCUCCUGGAUGGCUUUGAAUGGCACAGAGGAUACAGCAUUCGACGUGGAUUGUUUUAUGUUGAUUUUCAAAGCCAUGACAAGAAGCUGAUGCCAAAAUCUUCCGUCUUGUUCUAUCAAAAGUUGAUAGAGAAAAAUGGCUUCCCACCUUUGCCUGAAAACCAGCCCAUAGAAGGGGUCUUUCCCUGUGGCUUUGCUUGGGGAAUUGUUGACAACUACAUCCAGGUAGACACGACACCCUCCCAGUUUCUUGACCCUAAUGUUUAUGUGUGGGAUGUUCACCAGACGAAGCAGCUUAUUAAAGUGAAUGGGGUUUUUACCUCCAAACGCAAGCGGCACUGCGUUGACUUUGCUACUAUCAGGCUCCAGAUCUCUCUUCUGCAGGAAAUGCAAGUCACACACUUCCAUUUUUCACUAAAAUGGUCUUUAAUUCUUCCUUUAGGUAACCUUUCUCUAAUCAACCACACGCUUGUACAUUAUUAUCAGUGUUUCGUUAGUGAACUUCUCAGAGUUAACAUAACUCCUGUUGUUGCGUUAUGGCAACCCAUGGCUGAGAAUCAAGAGCUUCCAGUUUCACUCGCCAAAUAUGGAGCUUGGGAAAACCCAGAAACUGUUCAGGCCUUUGUUGAAUAUGCCAAACUCUGUUUUACAAAUCUUGGGGACCAUGUGAAAUUUUGGAUCACAAUGAAUGAACCCUCUGUGAAGAACUUGACAUAUACUGCAGGGCACAAUCUGUUGAAAGCCCACGCAAAAGCAUGGCAUCUUUAUGACAAAGAAUUCAGAAGAUCUCAGAAAGGGAAAAUUUCUAUAGCUCUGCAAGCCGACUGGGUAGAACCAGCUUGUCCCUUUUCCAAAAAGGACCAAGAAGUUGCUGACAGAAUUUUAGAAUUUGACAUUGGCUGGCUUGCAGAGCCCAUCUUUGGGAGUGGUGACUACCCACACAUGAUGAGAGGAUGGCUUCACCAAAGAAACAGUGUUGAUUUGUAUAAUUUCCACUUGCCUUAUUUCUCAGAAGAAGAAAAGAAGUUAAUCCAAGGCUCAUUUGAUUUUUUUGCGUUAAGUCACUACACUACUACCCUUGUGGGCUGGGAGAAAGAAGAUGCACUAAAAUAUGAUCACUAUCUUGAAGUUCAAAUGAUCAAUGACAUCACAUGGCUGCACUCUCCUGGACGAGCUGCAGUGGUGCCCUGGGGAUUACGUAAAUUGCUCAAGUGGGUUAAAUCGAAGUAUGGCAAUGUCCCAAUAUAUAUUAUGGCUAAUGGAAUUGAUGACGAUCAGAAUAUGGUGCAUGAUAAGCUCAGAGUAUAUUACAUACAGAAUUAUAUCAAUGAAGCUUUAAAAGCUUACACCUUGGAUAAUGUUAACCUACAAGGAUAUUUUGUCUAUUCUUUUAAUGACAAGACUGCUCCUAAAUAUGGUCUCUACAGUUAUGUUGCAAAUCGAUAUGAACCAAAGCCUUCUAUGAAACGUUACAGAGAAAUAAUUGACAAUAAUGGUUUUCCUAGACCUGAAACUCCUGAGGUACUGUGCCCUGAAGAGAUUGUCUCAUGUCCUGAAUGUCACUUCUUCCGAACGAGAAAAUCAUUAUUAGCCUUUAUAGCUUUCAUAUUUGUUGCUUUUAUUGUUACUGUAUUCCUCAUCAGUUACUAUUCCAGGAGGGUAGAAAGACGGUAUAAAUAGAGCUGUCCCUCUCUAUGUAUCACUACCCUUUUACUUGCAUCCCCUUGGAUAAUCUGAAAUAAAGAACACAACGUUGUGAUUGCUUCAGCACUAGGAAGUCAUUUAUGCUGCUUGGUACUGCAGGACAUGGACACUGAAAAGAAGAUUGUUAGCAUAUGGCCUACAGAAGUUGUUUUCUGCGGUUUAGUACAUUUGGUUUGUGACAAGUCCGUAAUUCCUGUGGUUGGAGUUAUCUCACAACUUUCCUUGGGAUCUUCUGUUUAGCAGAUGCUUUUCCCUCAUUGGUUUUCCCUCACUGACUUUGAUAGAUGCAUUUUUUGAAGACCUGGAAUGACAGAAAAGCCUGGAUGUCAAAUUCCCAGAGAAAAGAUUGGGAAGAAACAAAAUGAUUUAUUUUUCCAAAUUAGGGGUGAGUCCCGAUGUUAGGUGAUCAGAGUCAACACCAGAUGACUAGGGAAUGGGACUGCAUGGAGAUUAAGCAGAAGUACGUGGCAUGCCGAAUGAGGAAGGGACAGCUCCGCCGCUCGAGCAGGUCUGGGGUGAAGAGUGAGGGACUCCGGUCUCUGUGCUGCUGGCGACUCUGAGUAAACCCAUUAACUAUGAAUUAGGUUGCUGAUUCCCCGCCACCUUCAUAUUGUUGCUGCUGCACCAUGGAUUUUUUACAUGCGAUCCGUUCUUCCGAGUGCAACACAGCGCUGCCUGCUCCGUCUGACCAAGGGUGUCGCCGGCAACCUCAGCGUGGGCAGCUCUGCCCUCCUUGGGGCAGGAGAUGCCGAGGGAUGGCAGAAAGCAUGCCGGCUAUGGGGAAGAGACAGGAAGGAUGGAAGUUUCUUUGUUUGAUCUGUUCAGUAAAAAAGCAGAGAGCAGAGCCUGUCAUGUCUUUGCUGUCUCAGAUGUCAGGGAACUGUGGACCUGAGUGCACGAACAGAGCUGAGCGGGGACGCCCUGUCCUCCAUGUGCUCCUUGCAGCAGCAAAUACCCACAGCUGGAACUGAGCUGCUGCCUAGCUGCUUGUGUGCUGGCGACUUGCACAUAGUUCAGGAAGAGAGUCUUUGCACGUAAGUAACAUUGAGUGUGGAGACUUUAAAUCCCAACAUAAUAAUCCAGCGCUCUACGCUGCUUUGCCAAGGUAUGAGAUCUUGGAACUGUUGCUUCUGAAACAUGCUGUUCAUUUUCUGUGACCCGUUUCCAAGUUCUGCUCGAGGGUCUACUCUAAGAAACUGGAUCUGGCCCUGGCAGCACUUGAUUCACAAAGUAUUACUGAACAUUUGUAGGCCUCUCGUUUUACUGCAGCAAAAUAAAUUAGCAAAAUAUUAGCAACAUUGUUGCUAAUAGAAAUAGAAAUGAGACUAGAAUAAAACCCUGCGUUAUUUUCCCUGUCUUGUGAAUCACUGCAUUAGGAGUGUCCACUGUAUAAAGCAGUGUGGUCAUUUUUCUCCACUCUCUGUUUGUAGGCCUGCAUUGCCUUCAGCUGUAAUUGUGUUUUUAUUGCCAUGUGAAUAACGUCAGUCACUGGAAAGAAUUUUUUAAAGCAAAUAUGCUCUAUGUCAAUUAAGAAUUAUUUAUCUACCAAAGCAGAUGUAUUAAAUGUGAUGUUUAUCUACCAGAUGACUAGGAGAUGACUAAAUGAUCUCCUAAGGUUCUUUCCGACCUGAAUGAUUCUACAGUUCAGUGAUUCGAUGCUGUAAAUUAAAAUUUACAUAUGAAAUGUGAUUUUCAUUUAUAAUUUAGAUUAUAUUUAUUGUUAAGUAAACUAUAAAAAUAGAAAAGAAUUAGUAUCUUAUCAUAAUGAUUAAUAUAUUUAUGCUUUAGUUCCAGAUUUAAAAUGCCUCUCUUUGCACUAAUGUAUAUUUUGCUAUCAAGAUUAAGGUGAAAAAUUCAGGGUAAGUGAUUAAGUAUUAAAAAGUAUAUAAAAAUUAUAUAUAACCUGAUAGGAUUUGCUGAAGAAGAGCAAAUUUUAAACUGCUGUUUAUUUAUGUAUUACUGCCUGGUGCAGUGUGGAUUACAAAGAAAUAGCUCUCCCUAAAUACAUGAAAUGCCAAAUGGCUUUCUCCACGUCGCAGCAGUGAAUCACCUUGCAGUGCAUUUAUUUCAUUGUGUCGGAUGCCAUCACAAUACAUAACAAAAAAUGACAUUUAUUUAAUGUAAACUUUGGCCAGGUCAUAUAUAACUGUUUCCAUUACUUUAUUUUGCCAUUGGUAGAAUAAUAGGUCUGGGCUUGAUCCUUUUGAAGAGCUGAGCGUACGUGUCUCUCCUUGGUUUUGCCGGGUUCAGUGGGCCUGGGCUGAACCUCCUGCAUGGCAAGUCCAGGACAAUAUGGGGGCCAUCCUGACGGUCACCGAAAGUGUGCCUGGGUCAUGCUGACACUUUAUUAACAAUUAAUCAUCCAGCAAGUUACUGUCUUGUGCUGUUUAACAGGCCAGUCACAGAACAGCGUGUGAAUCCAGCAGUCCUAGCAAGGAAGAGCUACUGCAGGCUCUUCCGACACACAGGCUGGGUGAUAUGUAACCACCGACAGGCAGAUGGCACCAGCUGGAUAUCUAAUUUGUAGAUAAAUUGGGAUUUGUUACUAUAAAGCUGUAUUAUCACAUACAGUAAUGGUGUUGUGGCCCAUAGAAAUAACACAGCUGCUGGUGUUCUUCCCUUCAGAGGAGUUUUUAAAUGUCACUGCAGAACAGUAACCGCCUGGAUUUGGGUACAAUAAUUUGCCAAAGCAAUCUGCUUACAACAUUGUACGUGCAAAGCAACAUAUAACUUGCAGUGAAUGAAUUCUACAAUGAUGGGCCAGGCAAAAUACAGGCCGCUCUGAUGGAGGUAAUGGUGUGGUUUUGCCUCAGGAAUCUACUUGAUUGUAUGUAAUCAGGGUCCAGCAUGACUUUCUUGUCGAUUUUCUUAGGAAAAAAACAUCCCACUACUAACAAGAAAAAUGCCCUUGAAUAGGCAGAGAUUGGGUACCUGUCCAAAGCGCACUGUGGUGUGCUCGUGCAAACUGAUUCGCUAAUCACCUCCUGUAACGAGGACGCGUGCCACGGGGCAUUUCUUCCCUGCGAUACCUAUCUGUGAGUGA
This is a messenger RNA of Dromaius novaehollandiae (emu), 6123 nucleotides long. RefSeq names its product klotho (gene KL). The record is from RefSeq and is a predicted model, not a curated record. Gene Ontology annotation, molecular function: hydrolase activity, hydrolyzing O-glycosyl compounds; fibroblast growth factor receptor binding; fibroblast growth factor binding. The coding region runs from base 21 to 3056 and encodes 1011 amino acids. Lineage: Eukaryota; Metazoa; Chordata; Aves; Casuariiformes; Dromaiidae. Gene Ontology annotation, biological process: fibroblast growth factor receptor signaling pathway; carbohydrate metabolic process. The transcript has 5 exons.